AUGGGUCUGCCAUCUUUGUGGUGCUAUGAGGAGGACAGCCUCAGGUCCUUUGCUCAAUCUGUGCUGAGGUUCCUGGGCUUCAUCUUCUGUGGUACUGCUGCAGUACAGGUGUUUGGUGGAGUCUCGGUGAUCCUGAUGAUCAACAACUACAGAUAUUUAUUUCAGGAGUCUUACUUGUCCCUCCCUGGUUGGUUGGCUCUUGCAACUGCACUUACACUGCUGCCUGCUGGGCUUUUGGCUGUUUCUAUUUCUGUGAAGUAUUCCAGCAAUCGGCAAGGGACUCUCAUGUACUUGCUGGUGUUCCUUCUUUGCCUAGAAAUGUCUUCAGCAGCUCUGGCAUUCUCCUACUCUGUUAAGACAACUUCUCAGCUGGAAAGUGCUAUGGGUUACCUGGUUCACCAGCACAAUUGGAAGUGCUCCCAGGAUCCUGGAAACAGUUCUAUGGAUGUGAUACAGAGGAAGCUGCAGUGUUGUGGGGUCCACAAUUACACAGACUGGCUAAAGACAUCAUCUUCUUGGCAUCAUUCAGCUUGUGUUCCUGAAAGCUGCUGUAAGGAGAAGCAUUCUCACUGCAGGGGAGACUUAGGCCAUGUGGAGCAGCUUUCUGACAAAGGCUGUCUAAAGAAGCUGGAGGACCAGUUGCGUUUUGCCAUGCUGUACAUUUUUUGGACUUGUACUGUGCUAAGCAUCUUGGAGCUCCUGGCUGCUGCCAGCAAUGGCUUCCUCAUGAGACAUCAGCCAUUCCAUGAGCUCUGUAUUCUGGAUUUAUAA
Molecule: messenger RNA, 771 nt
Organism: Oenanthe melanoleuca
Lineage: Eukaryota; Metazoa; Chordata; Aves; Passeriformes; Muscicapidae
Product: tetraspanin-3-like
Exons: 1
Coding region: 1-771 (256 amino acids)
Cellular component (GO): membrane
Source: RefSeq, a predicted model, not a curated record